Molecule: messenger RNA, 1791 nt
Organism: Scheffersomyces amazonensis
Lineage: Eukaryota; Fungi; Ascomycota; Pichiomycetes; Serinales; Debaryomycetaceae
Gene: AVT1
Product: Avt1p
Exons: 1
Coding region: 122-1765 (547 amino acids)
Biological process (GO): amino acid transmembrane transport
Cellular component (GO): vacuolar membrane
Molecular function (GO): L-amino acid transmembrane transporter activity
Source: RefSeq, a predicted model, not a curated record
UAUUGAUAAUUAACAAGUUAAACCUCAUAAAAAUUAAAUUUUUAGUAGUUAGAUAUAUUCAAUUUCAUACUAAAAUCAUAAUCCAAUUUUUAGAAUUCAAUUUGGACAAUUAUUGACUAAAAUGAGUUUUAAUCCUGGGUCACCGAAGUCGAGACGUACGUCAUUUCUCGAUAUAGGAGGUCCAAAUUCCUUAAAUAAUUUUGCAAAUUCAUAUACUCGAGCUCAAUCAUAUAUAGGGUCAACUUUAUUAGAACAAAGUCCUAGUUUAUUAGUUUCAGAUGAUGUUUCUCCCAAUACUUCACCAUACUUGGAAGGACAGGAUGAAGGAGAAAUUACUAUUGAUUAUCGACUUGAUGAUAAUCAACCAAUACCUCAAGGAUAUAAUCAUAUUCGAACAUUUCAUUUUCCUGAACAAGAAAUUCCUCCUAGUGAAGUAUCACCAUUAAUAAGACGUCGAUCUUCAUUAGCAAUUUCAAUUAAAUCAGGAGAAGCUACAUUAAUUAGUGGGAAUUCAACUGUACCACAAACUGUAUUUAAUUCUGUUAAUACUCUUAUGGGUAUUGCUAUGUUAUCAUUACCAUAUGCAUUUAAAGUUUCAGGCUGGAUCUUGGGAUCAAUAAUCUUUUUAAUUAGUGCAAUUAUAACUAAUAAAACAGCAAAACUUCUUGGAAAAAUUCUUGCUAAACAUCCUGAAUUAAAUACUUAUGGAGAUAUUGCCUUUAUAUUUGGAGGUAAAUCAGUUGCAGUAGUUGUAACUAUAAUUUUUUUAAUUGAUAUGAUUGGAGCCAUGUUAUCAUUAAUAUUAUUAUUUACUGAUUCAUUCAGUAUUUUAUUACCUCAAAUAAGUAAAUCAGCUCUUAAAGCAAUAGUAGUACUGGUAUUAUUUAUAUUAUCAUUAUUCCCACUUUCAAUUUUAUCAAUGUUAAGUCUACUUGGUAUAACAUGUACAUUAACAGUUAUAAUAAUUGUAAUAAUUUGUGGAUUAUCAAUAACUCAAAGUCCAGGAUCACUUUGGGAUCCUGUACCAACUAGUUUAUGGCCAUUAAGAUAUGAUUAUUUAAUAUUAAGUUUAGGAUUAUUUAUGGCUCCAUGGGGUGGACAUCCUGUAUUUCCUGAAUUAUAUCGAGAUAUGAGACAUCCAAUAAAGUAUAAUAAAUCUACAAAUAUUUCAUUUACAACUUCAUUCUUACUUGAAUUAGGUCUUAGUAUAAUUGGACUUAUAAUGUAUGGAAGUCAAUGUCAAGAUUCUAUUAUAAAGAAUCUUAUGUUAAAUAAUCAAUAUCCUAAAUGGAUAAAUCCUACUUUAAGUUUUUUAAUGGGAUUUCUUUCAUUAUCAAAAUUACCACUUGUUGCUAAACCAAUUAUUACUGUAUAUGAGAAUUUAUUAGGAAUUAAUGAUGAUUUAUUAUUAAUUAAACAAUCCGAUGGUGAAUUAAUUACUGGUAUACCGUCACAUGUCACUAGAUCUAAUGCAAGUAUUAUUAUGUUUCGUCGAAUAUCUCGAAUCUUUAGUAGAAUUAUAUUUUGUAUUGGAUUACUUGUGGUAUCAUUAGCAUUCUCAACAUUUGGAAAAGUUGUAUCAUUUUUAGGAGCUGCUAUUUGUUUUACAAUAUGUAUGACAUUACCAUUAAUGUUUUAUUUAAAAUUAUUUUAUUAUGAAUUAACUACUUUACAACGAUUGUUAUUUAUGGUGGGUAUACUAAUCGGGAUAUCCAGUUCAAUAAUGGGGACUUAUGCGGCCAUUACUCUUGAUAUUAAUAUAUAGUCUACUACUAUAAUACAAUUAUACCC